Onychomys torridus (southern grasshopper mouse) is the source of this 1557-nucleotide messenger RNA. RefSeq names its product U2 small nuclear ribonucleoprotein auxiliary factor 35 kDa subunit-related protein 1-like. The coding region runs from base 223 to 1500 and encodes 425 amino acids. Gene Ontology annotation, biological process: mRNA splicing, via spliceosome. Gene Ontology annotation, molecular function: pre-mRNA 3'-splice site binding; metal ion binding. Gene Ontology annotation, cellular component: U2AF complex; spliceosomal complex. NCBI's taxonomy places the organism in Eukaryota, Metazoa, Chordata, Mammalia, Rodentia, Cricetidae. The transcript has a single exon. The record is from RefSeq and is a predicted model, not a curated record.
CUGGCGCACUGCGCUCACACAACCAUGACUCAGCCAGUUCACCCCUCUAGGGUGGUGAGAAAAAAAGACAGCUGAGCCUGUCGAUGCCAGGCUGUAAUCGCUGUUCAGGGAGGCAACUUUAAAAAGCAGAACAACUUAGCAGUGGGUGAGAUUUUUCAAUCCACAGCGCAGGAAAGAAAAAUUAUCGCGAUAUCUGGGGAGGCAUCCACGCUCUGCGGUAAGAUGGCAACACAAGAGACUGUGAUUCCUGAAAAACUGAGCCACAAAAAAUACAGGGCUGCCCUGAGGAAGGAGAAACGCAAGAAACGUCGGCAGACUGUGGCUCGGCUGAGAGACCUUGCAGCCCCACCGGAAGAGGAGGAGGAAGCUCCUACUGACGAACAACUUGAAGAGAAAUUAGUGGAGCUAGAGCGACAAAAAUUGCAUGAAGAGUGGCUGCUGAGGGAGGAGAAGGCACAAGAAGAGUUCAGAAGAAAGAAGGGAGAAGAAGAAGCCGCUAGAAAACAGAGGGAAGAACAAGAGAGACAGAUAAAGUUAGAAUGGGAAGAACAACAGAAAAAACAGAGAGAAGAGGAGGCGCAGAAGCUCCAAGAGAAGAGGGAACGAGAGGAAGCGGUCCAGAAAAUGCUGGACCAGGCUGAAAAUGAAGGCACUUGGCAGAACCCAGAACCGCCCCAGGAGUCAAGACUGGAGAAAUACCGCGCCAGUUGUCCUUUCUACAGUAAAACGGGAGCGUGCCGCUUUGGUAACAGGUGUUCCCGGAAACACGCCUUUCCCGCGUCGAGCCCCACCCUUCUUGUGAAGAGCAUGUUUACCACUUUUGGAAUGGAGCAGUGCAGAAGGGAUGACUAUGACUCGGACGCCAGCCUGGAGUACAGCGAGGAGGAGACCUACCAGCAGUUCCUGGACUUCUACCAUGAUGUGCUGCCCGAGUUCAAGAACGUGGGGAAAGUGAUUCAGUUCAAGGUGAGCUGCAACUUGGAGCCUCAUCUGCGGGGCAAUGUGUAUGUUCAGUACCAGUCGGAAGAAGAAUGCCAAGCAGCCCUCUCUCUCUUUAAUGGAAGGUGGUACGCGGGACGACAGCUUCAGUGUGAAUUCUGCCCAGUGACCCGGUGGAAAAUUGCAAUUUGUGGUUUGUUUGAAAUGCAAAAGUGUCCAAAAGGACAGCACUGCAACUUUCUUCAUGUGUUCAGAAAUCCCAACAAUGAAUUUAGAGAAGCUAACAGAGACAUCUACCUGUCUCCAGCUUGGACUGGCUUCUCUGGUAAAAACUCAGACAGGAGGGAGAGGAAGGACCACCAUGAAGAAUACUAUGGCAAGGCCAGGACCGCCCACUCCAGUCCACACCACUCCUCCAGGAGAAACAGGGCGUCAGAGAAGAAGAGUACUCACAGGAAGAAAGCUCACAAACAGGAAACAAGGGGUCAUGAGAGGCACAGUGCAAGAGGAAGAGAAGAGGACGCCAGUCCAGACCCACAAAGCCAGAGCCACAGAUCCUGAGACAGCGUCACUUGGGCCCAAGAAUCUGGGACCAGGCAACAACAAAACCCCACUACA